CCUGCGCCACACCCAUCUCUCUCUCUCUCUCUCUCUCUCUCUCUCCUUCCCCUUCCCCUUCUCCUUCUCCUUCUUUCUUUUACUUUUAAUUUUUAAUUAUUUGUUUUACAAAACCUUCUGCCUAUAAAACCCACCAGAUAUAUAAUCAAUCACUCCUACCCUCGCACAGGCCCCAACUGGUGUUUCCGUUUCCUUUUUCCUUUUUCCUUUUUCCUUUCUCCAUUAUUGAUUCAUCGACCUCUCGAUUUCAUCUCCUCUCUCAGGAAAACGAAAAAGUAGAGAUGCGUAAAUUGAAAGGGUUAUUGGGGAUCCUGCUGAUGGUUAUUAUUCUGUUUGAAACGACGGCGUAUGGGGCUACAGAGCCACCGCAGAAGAAGCCGCGGCCGCGCACUCACACCAACGCUUACGCCACCAUGAUGUACAUGGGAACUCCGAGGGACUACGAGUUCUACGUCGCGACACGUGUCUUGAUCAGAUCCCUUGCACGUCUCCGCGCGAACGCCGAUCUCGUCGUCAUUGCCUCCCUCGACGUCCCUCUCCGUUGGGUCCGCGCCAUGGAGCAGGAAGAUGGAGCGAAGGUGGUGAGAGUUGAGAACCUUAAUAAUCCAUAUGAGAAUCAGAUUUAUUUUGAUAAAAGAUUCAAGCUGACACUGAAUAAACUCUAUGCAUGGACCCUAGUGGAAUAUGACAGGGUGGUUAUGCUAGAUGCUGAUAAUCUUUUCCUCCAAAAAACAGACGAGUUGUUCCAAUGUGGACAAUUCUGUGCAGUUUUCAUCAACCCUUGCAUCUUCCAUACAGGUCUCUUCGUCCUGCAGCCAUCAAUGGAAGUAUUCAAGGACAUGCGUCAUGAAUUAGAAAUUGGGAGAAAAAACCCCGAUGGUGCAGACCAGGGAUUUAUCACUGGCUACUUCCCAGAUUUGCUUGAUCGGCCAUUGUUCCGUCCAACCUUGAAUGGCACCAAGCUUGAUGGGCAGUACAGACUUCCCUUGGGGUAUCAAAUGGAUGCCACCUAUUAUUAUCUGAGGCUGCACUGGAACGUCCCCUGUGGACCCAAUAGCGUGAUUACCUUCCCGGGUGCACUUUGGCUGAAGCCAUGGUAUUGGUGGUCAUGGCCAGUCCUGCCAUUAGGCAUUUCAUGGCAUGAACAACGCCUACAAACUCUUGGGUAA
Carica papaya (papaya) is the source of this 1169-nucleotide messenger RNA. Lineage: Eukaryota; Viridiplantae; Streptophyta; Magnoliopsida; Brassicales; Caricaceae. The record is from RefSeq and is a predicted model, not a curated record.